This is a messenger RNA of Aedes albopictus (Asian tiger mosquito), 1032 nucleotides long. RefSeq lists its product as uncharacterized. Gene Ontology annotation, molecular function: nucleic acid binding. Bases 1 to 1032 code for a protein of 343 amino acids. Lineage: Eukaryota; Metazoa; Arthropoda; Insecta; Diptera; Culicidae. The transcript is spliced from 2 exons. The record is from RefSeq and is a predicted model, not a curated record.
AUGGACGGCAGGAUUGCAGCUGCGCAGCAAGUCUCCUUUGACUUCAAGUUUCCGGUCAUUCUUCCCAAGAAUCACGGUGGAACGAAACUUCUCGUCGAUUGGUACCAUCGGCAGCACAGACACUGCAAUGCUGAAACGGCGGUGAACGAGAUGCGACAAAAGUUCCAUGUGUCGGAGAUAAGGGUGGCCUUCAAGCAAGCCGGAAAGCAGUGCCAGUGGUGUAAAGUGUACAAGGCGGCUCCGGAGAUUCCGAAGAUGGGUUCACUUCCACAAGCGAGCACUGCGUCACAUGUUCGGCCAUUCACCUACGUCGGCGUAGACUAUUUCGGCCCGAUGUUGGUUAAGCAGGGGCACAGCGAGGUGAAACGUUGGGUCGCGUUGUUCACCUGCUUGACCAUACGUGCAGUACAUUUGGAGGUGGUGCACAACCUGAAAACGGGGUCCUGUAAGAUGGCGAUAAGGCGGUUGAUCGCAUAUAGGGGGGCCCCGAGGGAAAUAUUCAGCGACCGGGGAACAGACUUCGUGGGUGCUAGCCGCGAUCUCAAGGUAAAACUCCAGCGUAUAAACAACAAUCUAGCUGAAUCCAUCCUUAACUCGAGGCCACUCACGUACCUACCAAUCUACUCCGAGGAGCAAGAAGCGCUUACCCCGAACUGCUUCCUAAUGCUCAGCACCAGUGGUGGCAACCAACCGGCUAGGGAACCGGUCGAAGAUAUAGCGACGGCACGCUGUAACUGGGACCUCUGCAAGCAGCUGUUAGACAGGUUCUGGGCGCGGUGGGUGAAGGAAUAUCAGCCAACGAUCACCAAGCGCACCAAGUGGUUCAAAAACGUUAAGCUUGUACAGGUAGGAGAUCUGGUGGUAGUGGUAGAAGAUCGGAUUCGGAAUGGAUGGUUGAGAGGACGAGUGCUCCGCGUGUUCCCAGGACGAGACGGCCGUAUGCGGAAUGUGGAAGUAGCGACUGCCAGUGCAGGAGUGCUGGUUCGGUCAGUAGCGAAGCUGGCGGUUCUGGAUAGUCGGAGGUACCGCUGA